AUGAGCCAAAUACCAACGGAGUUUCUGCCUCACGACUCGUACGUCGGCGAGAUCUACCGAGUCAAUAUCUCCUUCAUCUGCGUCAACUCGGUCAUCAUCUUUGUGCGGUUGAUCGUUCGCGGGUUCAUGGUCAAGCAUGUCGCCGUGGACGACUACCUCAUGGUGGCCGCGGGUCUCUGCGCGGAUGUCUUUUCGGCACUGGCCAUAGUGGGCAUUCGAUAUGGUCUGGGGAAGCAUCUCUACGACCUUCCGCAGAACUCGCAGCUCGUGGACAACACCAAGAACGUCAUCCAGGCGAGUGCACAGACCUUGUGGAUAUGCCAGAUCAUGUAUGCGACGGCCUUGAUGCUGGUCAAGAUCUCCAUCGUCACCUCGUACCUGAGAGUGUUCCCGACCACGCUCUUUCGCAGGGUCAUGUACGCUCUCAGUGCUUCCAUCGUCGCCGUCUGGAUCUGCAGUAUCCUCGUCACAAUCUUCCAGUGCAAGCCGGUCCGAUCAGCCUGGGACUUCACCCUUGCACGCGACUGCCUGAACAUCGUCUCAUUCUUCUACUUCACCACGGCCUUCUCGAUCUUCACGGACUUCUUGCUCUGUAUUCUGCCGUUGCCGGUCUUCUUCCGGCUCAAUUUACCUUCGCGGCAGAAGUACAUUGUCUCCCUCCUGUUUGCAAUUGGUCUUUUCGCCACGGUCGCCUCAGCCCUACGCAUCAGUGUUCUCAAGAGUGUCAACAGUCUCGACGUGACCAUGGGGUCGGUCUCGACGAUGAAGUGGUCAGUCGUCGAGGUUGGAACAGGUAUCAUCUGUGCCUGCAUCCCGACUCUCAAGCCCCUCUUCAAGAACUUCCUGCCGGACAAGAGCUCCGCGAACAGGUCACGCGAAAGAUCCGGUCCUGGCCGCCUGGAAGCAACCGGCCUGAAUACACCGAGGCUGAACACGGCUCACGAGGAGAGGCAUGAACUGACCAAGCCCACCGAGGGCUGGACGAAUUUCAGUCGCAACACACUGACUUUCAAGCAAGGCCCAAUGGCGACAACGAAGAACUUUAUAUGA
Messenger RNA from Cladophialophora carrionii CBS 160.54, 1050 nucleotides. RefSeq lists its product as uncharacterized. NCBI's taxonomy places the organism in Eukaryota, Fungi, Ascomycota, Eurotiomycetes, Chaetothyriales, Herpotrichiellaceae. The transcript has 3 exons. The record is from RefSeq and is a predicted model, not a curated record. The coding region runs from base 1 to 1050 and encodes 349 amino acids.